AUGAGGACAGUCCUCUUUCUCUUUGCUGUUCUCUUCUUUCUGGCCCCAGCUAAGAAUGCAUUUUUUGAUCAGAAAUGCUACAGACUUAAUGGGAGAUGCCUGAAUUCUUGCCAGAAAAAUGAAGAACUUGUUGCUCUCUGCCAGAAGUCUCUGAAAUGCUGUCAGACUCUCCAGCCAUGCGGGGUGAAUAAAGACAAUGACUAA
Cynocephalus volans (Philippine flying lemur) is the source of this 204-nucleotide messenger RNA. RefSeq names its product beta-defensin 106A-like. Bases 1 to 204 code for a protein of 67 amino acids. Gene Ontology annotation, biological process: innate immune response. Gene Ontology annotation, cellular component: extracellular region. The record is from RefSeq and is a predicted model, not a curated record. The transcript is spliced from 2 exons. NCBI's taxonomy places the organism in Eukaryota, Metazoa, Chordata, Mammalia, Dermoptera, Cynocephalidae.